GGUAGAAGAAGUGGAGAGAUCAACAAGUGCAGCCAUGGCACGAUCAUAUCCGCCCUCUUCAUUCAGUGAUCUCUUCAAGCUUGGCAAAGAGGUGCUCAAGACAGAAACCUUCGUCCUUCACGAAGGUCAAACACGAGGAGAUGAAGGGAGGAAGUGCCUCGUCAAGUGCCUGUUCGUCUUCGGUCUGACCAAGGCAGAGAGGGCUCAGGUAGGCGAAGAUGUUCGAACCUUCCGAAGGGCCAAGCACCCGGCAGUGCUGGCGCUGCAGGACGUCAUCGCCGAGCCAGAGGAACGAUUCUGGUACCUCAUCUACGAGCACAUGCCAGGAGGAACGCUAACAGAGCACCUCGGGACGGGCAGGCAAUUUACGGAGGGAGAAGCCAAGGCUAUGGCCGCUCGCGUCCUCUCAGCACUAGCCUCGCUGCACGCUCAAGGGCUGUUCCACGGACACGUUACCCCGGGGAGGAUCUUCUUCUCGUCCCCUAGCCACAACGAGCUAGGGGCUGCGACGGCAAAGCUGUGCUACUUGGAGAAGGCGCACGGGGCCGGUGAUGCGUGGCAAGCGGGCGGGAGUCCUGUGGGCACGGUGGACAAGGAUCUCAGGGAUGCGGACAUCGUGUCCCUGGGCCUGACCGUGUUCGCCGCUCUCAUGGGUGAUUCCGGGGCGGCGGCGGGCGAGCCUUUGGAGAGCUAUCGGGCGACUACGGAGAGCACGGGGGUGCCCGAGCUGUCUCCCCUUGGCAGGCAACCCAGGGAAGCUAUCGACCUGAUGCUGGGCACAGACCCCGGGGUCGCGAUCCCUUCCGCCGUGGAACUCCUCCAGCACCCCUGGUUCCCCUCCGACGGAGCGCAUGAGGAGGAACCCAUGCCCUUGCCUCUCGCGCCCGGGCAAACGGUGGCCGUAGGCCCCCCCGCGAAGCCGGAGGACAUACCCGCGGGCCUCCCGCCUACGGUGCCCAAGCUGGGGGGCACAGGCAAUGGGCUGGGUGAUUCCUCCGGGAGCUUGCAGAAGGUGGGGCUGGGGGGGUCGCUAUCGCGUGCGAGCAGCGGGACGGACGAGUCUUCGCUGUAUAUCGACCUGCCAGACGGGAGCAAGGCCUUGGCGGCUUGGCUGGCCAAGAAGACGAGCGGGAGGAAGGCGCUGGCGAUGAAGAGUUCCUGGCAACGGCGAUGGUUCGUUCUCAACCCGUCGACUUCGAUGCUGCUCAUCUACACGCGCGAAGUAGACCUGACGGCAUCCGAGCCUGAGGCAAGCAGGCGCUCCUCCGGCGGCAUCCCCAAGGCCUUCCCCCUCGACAGUGCACACGUCGCGCCCUUGAUACGGCCAGGAGUUAAGGAUAACUUGUCGUCUCACGCCUUUUGCUUGGUGCUGGAGGAUAAGGCGGAGCGCUUUCCUUCCAUGCUCCUGUCCUUCAAGUCCGAAAAGCUCAUGCACGUGUGGCUCGUCGCCUUCCAGUCGGUAGCGGAGGUUAGAGCUGCAGGGACACGCGGCACCGGGGAACACUCGAGCCGUGGGGACGGUAUGGAGAGGGGAAGUGCGGACGCGGGCGGAGAAGGGUUGGGCUGGUGGGAUGACGUCAGUCACCAGGCGCAGAGGGUGGCUCAUGUAACGGCGGCUUCUGCAUUCGCGUGUGGGGGGGGCGAGGCGGAGCUGUCCCGAUUUGUGGAGGAGAAGCUGACGAUGCACAAGCGAUCGGCUAGAAGCCUGUACUUGAACGGGUCGAUUAAGAGCGGUGGGACGAGCUUAUUCGGAGGUGGAGGUUCUAUGGUGUUGCCUACUGCCAAUAACGCUGGCACCAUCUUCAAGAACUCGGCUCUCCAAUGGGAACACCGCGUGCAGGAGCUAGCGGCUGUGACAGCGGGCAAGCCGAUCACCUCACCCAUGCAGCCGGGAGAGCGAUGGUUCAUCGUCGACGCUCGUUGGAUGGACCACUGGCUUGAAUUUUGCACUUCGAAGAGGAGGAUGUCUCCACCCGGACCAAUCGACAACUCCUGGAUGCUGCACUCGGAGAAACGGCACAUCCCGUACGAGGGUCUGACUCUGGCGAUGGGCAAGCAGGCGGGCGACUACCGACGGGUGGGGGCGGAGUGCUGGGACCAGCUCAUGCGCCUGUAUGGCGGGGGCCCGGCGAUAUAUGUCGACGGCCCGCCGGUCGAGGAUCUGUCGAGAUGGGUGGUGCGAUUCGGACACCAGGUUUCCGCGAAGAGCACCUACCGGACCAAAAGGCAUAUCCCCAACCCCAACGUCUCGGUCAAGAGCUUGGAGGCAGCGGCAACGAAGUGGGUCAUGGGCUGGGACAACGAGGAAGACGAUGAGUGCGAUGACGACUACGAGAGCGCCAGAGGCUCGCACGACGAUUCGACCCUGCUGACGCCGACUUCAGACGGGCAGCUUCUCACUAGGCGAGCGGGCUCGGAGCGUGGGGCACCCCUCAGCGUGCUGAGGGAGGAGGAUGGGCAGGGGUCCGUGUCGCCCGCCGGGAGCUUGCACAGUAUUGAUGAGGCCGACAUGUACGGGUAGUGGGGCGAGCGCUUUGUGACAAGGUUCGGAAUGCCGACGCGCUGCGUUGUUAGCACCACGCGUAGUGUGAUACAUGUGCGUGUUCAUGAUGGCGAAGCCUGGGGCUGGCGGAACCUGUGAUUUUGGGCUCUUUGUUGCAACUUGGGAGGUUGAUUUUCCUCUGCAACCGUACACCCUGAAACUGUCUAGAAAGAAGGAAGGGUGCUCGGUGCCUGCGGCAUGAUGGGUCCGACACACACUUGUCUCAAGUGAAAUGCGUCGGGUUUCGACCGUCGGUUUGCAGUUUUAUUUUCUUCUGUUUGAAACGGAUGGGCCGGGCCGAUGUAUGUUAUCUUUGCCGAAGGGUCUCGAGAGAGGCGAUAAAGGCCUUAUUUUGAGCCCUGCAGUGAAGCCGUUCAGGUCGCGCUGCUUCUGUCAAGUCCGCACGUUCUUCGUUGUUUCUCUGUAUUGGAUUGAUUCUCUUGGUUCGCCACGUUUUUCGUGGACGACACGGACGACGAGGCUGGUCGCAUUGGUUGUAUCUCUCAAGCCUGAUGCAUGUAGCAGGCUCCAGCUCGUGUGUCGUCGGUGUUGCCCCGGCGAAGGUUCCGCGCAGCAGGCGUGAAUCGCCUCAAAGUGAAGCGUGUUUAGCGCAACUUAAAUUGCCGUACUUUUAGUCAGAGGCGGCGUGCGUACAGAUGCCUAUGCAUUUUCGACACCAGCGAUAUUACUGCAAGGGCAGGGAAGCACAGGAAGAAGUGUUGAUUUGGGAAGCGGAGAGGAAGGACCAGUGGUGAAAAGGGUUGGCAUCACGGUAGACACACCCAGGUACCUGUUGUUUGAAAUAUGUGCCCUCGUGCAAUGUUGCUGUGUCGCCAAGCCGAGAGUGGCAGGUAAAUGGGGGUGCGUUUUUUUAAUUUAGAUGUUAUUUUCCGCGUGCCGAUGAGGUAGAACCAGGCGAGUUGUCUGAUGCAUGCGUGGGGCGUGGCGGGGGCAGGUCCCUUUCUUUUUGUUGGGAUGCGCUGGCUCCGCCGUUGUAAGUUUUUUACGUUCUAGGUUGACACUCAGCCGUAGAAGAAAGUCUAGCCGUUCGAGAAUCCCGAACAGCAAGUCAGUCGCCUGUUUGCCUAUAUUCGCUGUACCUGGUAGGGUGAGCUUUUCACUGUUGAACAGACAACACAACAGUCACGUCGCGCAUUUUGUAAGGAGGAGGACGCGGCAGUUAGGUUUAGAUGUUUUCCUUUUUAUCCAUUGAAGAGAGGGGGUCAAUGUCCGUAUCGGCACGUUUUCCCUCUCCUUCUGUUGUCGCAGCAGUGUUGCGUGUUUCACCACUCACGCACUCCAUUUAUGAAUGGGGUAUCGAAAGCUCUGGUUUCUCUGAGCGUCUGUUUCUGUUGAGUGGGACAGUACAUUUCAUCAGUGUGCGGUGCACUCUUGUACAUUAACACCCGAGGUGCAGCCUGGCGCGUAGAGGUUUGUUGGCGAAACGCGCAGGCUUAUUUUCAUUCUUGGACGCGACUUGUUAAAUACUUCGUAUGUAAGCCUCAGGGUAGAGUACCUAGACCUUUUAUGAUGUCGACGGUGCUCCUUGUUCCGUUGUCCAUUGUUUUAGCGUUGUUUUUGCCAGCACUGCCACAUACACAUGGCCGGCUGCACCUCUGCAGCACAGUGUCUUGAUCGUCGUCUCGUGGUUACGUCCGUUUUGUGAAGGGUUCUAGAAUGUUGUCAUGGCACCGGUGCUCUUUGAUUUCCGCGUUCUGUGAGGGUCAUUUGUUGCCAGCACUGCCACAAACGCAUGAUGACUGGCUGCAUCACAGCAGUAACUUAUCUGUCGCUCGUUGUUCGUUCUUUCUAUAAUCCAUUCCAUGUAAGUUUUUGUUUAUUAAUAGUAUGCCGGUGUUUGUUGCUGCUGGUGGAUUCUCGUACUAUAGGGUCCGGUUGUAUCGCAACCGUUUCCCCUUGUGAUAUCCCCUUGUAGUACGGGCGGCGCGCACAGCUGGUCUGGCGUCACAUGUGGGUACACGAACAGUUUUCUCGCUUUGCCAUCUGCACAGAAAGCUGCCUGUAUUGUGUCCUCCAGAGGUUUUUUUCAAGCGGCUGUCAGAUCUUCGAAUACAGUGGGCAUAUCUGCCCUUUUUCUUCCCGCGACGUGGUCUCCAUGCCGAGCGCUGGCCGCACCGUUGGACGCAACUGCCGCGACCUUGCGUUGGUCGGUCCAAAGGAUUUUUGUAGGAUAGGUUGGAGAGCGGUUAUGAACAUCCAACCAGCAUGGACAGUUUACUAUGCACGUCGUGUACCUGCCUUCGAGCACAAACAAGGUGAUCUAGGAUUCAUUUAACUUGCCGUAAGUCGUGGCGGCUUGAGUGCCGGGAGCGUGGGAUGAUGUUGCAGCCAACGGGGUCAAGCCAUCAUUGUCCGACAAAGGCACGACAUGCAUUUAAAGUAUGUUCUACUUGUACUCUGGGCUUGUAAUAUAUCACUCGAUAAAUUCUG
This is a messenger RNA of Ectocarpus sp. CCAP 1310/34, 4993 nucleotides long. NCBI's taxonomy places the organism in Eukaryota, Phaeophyceae, Ectocarpales, Ectocarpaceae. The record is from the annotation of a GenBank genome assembly.